AUAUUUUGGAUCGAUUAUGAGUCAGUAUGUCAUUUCUUUGAUGUAUUUUACGUGAACUGGAAUCCUGCAAUGUUCCGAUAUACCUAUGGAUUACACGCGAUGUGGCCAGCAGGCAUUGGACCAGUGAAAGAUCUGUACAGCGUGGCCGAUAAUCCUCAGUAUACACUGGAGAUAAAGAGCAAUGGUUCCACUGUGGUGUGGAUAUUGCUUACUCGUCAUAUAACUGACAAAGUAAGCGCAGAUCAUCAGUUCAUGCAUAUAGUGAUUUUUUUUUAA
Molecule: messenger RNA, 276 nt
Organism: Gongylonema pulchrum
Lineage: Eukaryota; Metazoa; Nematoda; Chromadorea; Rhabditida; Gongylonematidae
Source: the annotation of a GenBank genome assembly